This is a messenger RNA of Thermothielavioides terrestris NRRL 8126, 2932 nucleotides long. RefSeq lists its product as uncharacterized. Bases 122 to 2662 code for a protein of 846 amino acids. The record is from RefSeq and is a predicted model, not a curated record. Lineage: Eukaryota; Fungi; Ascomycota; Sordariomycetes; Sordariales; Chaetomiaceae. Gene Ontology annotation, molecular function: RNA binding. Gene Ontology annotation, biological process: P-body assembly; deadenylation-dependent decapping of nuclear-transcribed mRNA. Gene Ontology annotation, cellular component: P-body. The transcript is spliced from 3 exons.
CUGCCUGAUCGCAUUGAUCGAACCACCAUGUCACUUGACGGAUUCGACCAGCUCGAUAUCCUUACUACCUGCGCUUAAUUCUAUCCUAGCGCACUCAUCAUCCUAAACUGCCGCCGUAACGAUGUCGUUCUCCGGCUUUGAUACAAACCGCCACAACCCAGCGGCCACUGGAUUCUCCCAGGCGCACGACCCAUUCGCCGGGCUCUCUGGUCGCGAGGACGAAGGGGAUGCCCUCGAGUUUGAAGAUACUUAUGAUGGCCUGGGGGAUCAGCUGGAGGAGACCGGCGAUGCUUUCAAUGACGACACCUUCGGCGACACUGCCGGGCUGUCGUCAGCGCCGGUAGGCAAGGACUUCGACUUCUUCGGUCAGACGGCCAAAGUCGCGAAUGCCAUCGAGGAGGAGCAUGUCCGCUUCAACCGCCAGCAACCCGUCGCCAAGGCUUCCCAAUCCGCCUCUCAACCAACUGCGCAAUCCCAGGCUCCCGCAUCUGGCGCAUCGUCGUAUGGCUAUGCUCCUCAGCCGGCUUCCCACAAGCCUGUGCGGACUGGUUACGAGAAGUACAGCAGCGAGCCGGUCGCUGAGCUCCAGGUCGAUGCGGCAUUGUGGGGCGUUGCCCCCAAGAAGCAGACUCAACCAGCUCCUGCUCCCCCUCCGGUGACCACACCUUCCUCGAUCCCCCCCGGCCGGAAAGUGCUAAGUGUGGAGGAGGUGGAGGCUCAGUUGCGAGCCCAGGCCAAAUUGUCCGCGCAGCAGGCUACUGCUCCGUCCACUGCGUCCCAGCCGGCUGCCGCUGCAUCUAUUGCCGCGCCGCAGGCGCCCCAGCAGACGCUGUAUGAGCAAGGCUAUCAGUUCUCGCAGGCCGAGCCACCUCGAAAAGAUCAAAACUUAGCUACCGGGCAUGGACAUCCUGUCAGCAUACUGCAGAGACCCCAGGCUACGCAGGUCCCUUCUCCUCAACCUGUCGCCCAGGCAGCGGCUCAUCUGCGCCAGCAGCCCCCGGCCCCUAUGCAGCCUACCCAGAUCUUGCAGAACCCUAACCGCCUGUCGGGAGAUGCGGCCAGACUCGGCAUCCGUCAGCACCCUAGCCCCGCCGUGCCAGGCUCCUACCCGACGCAUCCCGUACACAGGCAGCAGGGCUCGUUCUCCCGCCAACCCCCGAUUAUCACGCACCCGUCUCAGCUCGCCCAGCUCAGCGAGGAAGAGAAAGCUGCGUAUUUGGAGCAAGAAGCAAAGCGAGCAAAACGCAACCACAAGAUCUUCCUCAUGUCUCGCGACAACGGCAUCAUGACGCCUCAGGACAAGAGCUUUGUGACUCGUAUCCAGCUGCAACAGCUCGUUGCCGCUGCCGGAAAUCCCAACGAGCACGGCACGGACGAGUCCCUCGCCGAGGAUUUCUACUACCAAGUGCACAGCCAGAUCCAGGGCGGCCAACGUCAGCAUCCCAGCCAGCCGCUGAAUAAUUUUGCGCAGACAUAUCUCUUCCAGACGGGCAGCCGGAUGGGCGGCCUGCGUCGUCACCACCGCGGCCCGGAGAACCACGUGCAACGCAUGGAGCAGCAGGUCCAGCGUGCCGUGGAAGCGGCCAAGAACAAGCCGAAGAACAAGCAGCUGGUAAUCGAAGGCAGUCUGGGCAAGAUCUCGUUCAGCAAUGCCAAGACACCCAAGCCGCUGCUCAACAUCAAGCGCACCGAGAGCACUGGCGAGGCACAUCGCCCCGGAAGCGCGCACAAGCAGGUUUCCCACGGCGGCGACAGGAAGAGCGACCUACGGUCCAUCGAACUCAUCUACGCGACACUUAUGACGCUCGAAGACCACGACCGCGCGAUGCCUCCUCCUCCUGCGAGCGAGGCCGAUGCCGAAUCCAUCCAGAAGUUCGUUGCAUGGAACAGCGAGGCACAGAUCCUCAACGGGAAGCUGUGGGAGAGCCUCCGGGUCCACGACCAUCCCCCGGAGGGCCGCGUCCACCCUUUCAUCGCCAUUCUUUCGUACAGCAAGGGCAUGAAGGCGAUGCAGCGCAUCUCGCGCCAUCUCACCCAUGAGCAGCGCACGACCAUUCUUACCCUGAUCGUCGUAAAUCUCGACAGCCUAGAUGUUGUUCGCAACGCUCAGGUGACGUCUGAUGCGACGCAGCUGAAUGCCGCCAUGCGGGAGACGAUCGAGCUCUUCUCCGGGGCCGUCAUGUCGACUCUGUUUAACAUCUUGAACGAACUUGACCUGGACCUGGUUGCCGGCGUGCUCGGCCUUGUGUGCACUCGCAACGUGGACGUGAUCGCGAAGAGCAGAAUCGGUGCAGGAAUGCUAACCAUGAUCCUGAGUCGUGCCGAAAUCAUCAAGCAUGGCGGAGGCGGCAAUGAAGCAGCCUGGCGGUCAUGGGACGUGACGUACACGCAGUUCUUCGACCUGCUCGAGCCCACGCUGCCCCACAUCUUCCCGGGACCCGUCACCGCCAGCGACGAUAUCUACGUGUGGCAACUUUUGGCCGCCAUCGGCAUCGGCGCCGGCCCCGACCAGCAGCAGAGGCUGGUCCUUGCCGUCAAGGACCGUGUCAUGGACACCGUUGCUCUCGCCAAGACCCUCCCUCAGGACCUAGCCGCCCAGCGGCUCCAGAACGUGAACCUCUUUAUGCGCUCGAUUGGUUUGGACGUCGAGCUGCUCCAGUGAGUUGCCGCUGUGCAAUCAGAGCAUGGCCGCGGAGCAGCGUCUGGGAUGAGCACCACCCCCGUUCAGGAUUCACCAAAAGUUACAGCCCUUGGGUCAUCAGGAUGCCAGGAUCGGAUAGAGUGGGUGAUGUUGUGACUGCCGUGAAUGGUAAACGCAGAUGUCACAUGGUUCCGGCGCAAGGUGGCAGCGAUGGGUGGUCGGUCUGGUAUGGUUCGGGUUCGUUGCUUGUUGGACGCGAACUUGCCAACGCGACGAGAGAGGUCAAUCAAG